Molecule: messenger RNA, 1575 nt
Organism: Suillus subaureus
Lineage: Eukaryota; Fungi; Basidiomycota; Agaricomycetes; Boletales; Suillaceae
Exons: 14
Coding region: 1-1575 (524 amino acids)
Molecular function (GO): flavin adenine dinucleotide binding; N,N-dimethylaniline monooxygenase activity; NADP binding
Source: RefSeq, a predicted model, not a curated record
AUGAUUGACCUCCAAAGAAGAGUCGUCAUCAUUGGCGCCGGUGUUGGCGGGUUGUCCCAAGCUAUUGCUCUCAAAACUAAGCUCAGGUUUCACGAUUUUACAAUAUAUGAAAAAGGGUCUGAAGUCGGUGGGGCGUGGAGGGGAUGCUCGUCGGAUGUCCAAGUUCAUUGGUACAGCUUAUCAUCAGACCUCUAUCCACUCUGGAACAAAUCGCAUGGCCUUCAACCGGAAAUUCAAGCCUACUGGAUUAAGCUCGCGAAGAAAUAUAACCUAUAUUCACACAUUGCGUUCAACACAAAAGUGUUAUCUGCCGAGUGGGAUGAUGCCAAGCAACAGUACACCGUCGUCGCGGAAGACAUAUUUUCAGGCAAGCGAAUGUCGAGUGUGGCUCACAUCGUGAUAUCUGCCGUUGGUGUUUUGGAGGUUCCAAAGAUUCCAUACGAGAUCCCUGGAGUUCGGAACUUUCAGGGGACUUCGUUUCACUCCGCACAGUGGCCAGGCUCAAUAGAUAUGCAGAAUAAGCGUGUUGCAGUGAUUGGAAAUGCCGCUUCCGGAGCACAGUUUGUGCCAUCUAUAUCUGAAGACCCGUUCGUCGAAGUCGUUAACUUCAUCCGCACUCCGACCUGGUUCAACACUCGACCACAUAUUCCGUACACGGACACCGAGAAGUGGAUAUUUGCCAACAUCCCUUUGGCAAUGAGACUGCACCGAGCUUGGAUCAUGUUCUGGUUCGAUUUUCCCUCUAUCGUGCGCCCGAGUGACAAAGCUCUCAAGAAACGACGCGAGGCGAUGACGAAAUACAUUCUCGACAACGCACCGACUAGAUACCAUGAUCGUAUGAUGCCCAAUUAUCCUCCAGGUUGUAAGCGGACCGUCGCAAACAGUGGUUUCCUGGAUAUUCUCCAUCGGCCUAACUUGACACUGAACUUCGAUGGAAUUGCUAACAUAGUGGAGAAUGGCAUCAUCACUAACACUGGUGAAAUGUUACCAUUUGAUGUCAUCAUAUACGCGACCGGAUUCAUCAGCGUAAGCUAUUAUGAUGCGCAUGGUGGCCCUACCGCAUACCUCGGGACUGCAGUUCCUGACAUACCAAACUUUUACUUGUUAGCUGGACCAAAUACCGGAGUACCGGCAUCAACGUUGUUCAUGGAAGAAGUUCAAAUUGGAUAUAUCCUUCAACUCAUAGAGCCGGUCCUCGGCGGUUCCGCUUCAUCAUUCACCGUCAAAGCUUCACCCACAGAUGCAUAUAAUGCCAAGGUUCAAGAACGACUGUCCCGCUCGGUGUCAGUGCAAUGUUACUCCUGGGCACGCACAAACGGCACAGGCAAGGUAUAUAAUCCUUUCCCUUGGGCUGUGACGCUUUGGUGGUGGUGGCUUCGCACACCGAAUUGGGAUCAUUAUGUGGCAGUCGGCGCCGAGAAAUGGGCAUGGGCAAGGCGAAAAAAGGCUGUUAAGAAUAUUCUGGGACGCACUGCAGUCUUGACGCUAUUAUGGUCAUAUAUCAGCGGCUCUGCUCAGCGGAUUUUGUACAACAUGGUGGUGAGUCUAUUAUUGUUCUCGAUGCCUAUCAAUUGA